Messenger RNA from Aedes albopictus (Asian tiger mosquito), 915 nucleotides. RefSeq lists its product as uncharacterized. The transcript has a single exon. The coding region runs from base 1 to 915 and encodes 304 amino acids. The record is from RefSeq and is a predicted model, not a curated record. Lineage: Eukaryota; Metazoa; Arthropoda; Insecta; Diptera; Culicidae.
AUGGCUACUACCAGUGCUUGCGAUCGCUGCGCUAAAACCGUUAAAAAGAAUGAAGAAUACAUCGAAUGCAUGGGCUUCUGUAAAAAUGUAGUUCAUAAGAAGUGCGAAAACCUCGCUAUGCCCACCGUGAAAGACAUCCAAGAAAGGAGCAACGUGCACUGGAUGUGUGAUGAGUGCUCUAAGCUGAUGAAAAUUUGCCGUUUCAAGAGUGUUGUAUCGUCUCUCGGAUGUGUUAUCUCAACAGUAAUCGAAAGCCAGAUGAAUGGAUUAUCCGAGUUGAAAGCCGAGUUGUCAAAGAACAACAAACAGGUCGCCGACGUUUUAAAUGAAAAUAACAACCAGGUUGCUCAACUCGCGAAUAUUGUGAACGCUGCGACGCCUGGAAGGGUUCCAAACAGGGAGCGCCCGUCUAAGCGUCGUCGGGAAGACUCUGCUGUCCCGAAUUCGAAUCCGAUAUCCAAUACCGGAACAAGGAGCGUCGCAAGUAACGCUGUCUUAACUGUUAAGCCUGCUCCAAAUUUGUUCUGGGUGUAUUUAUCACGCUUUCACCCAACUGUCAAGGAAGACGUUGUGGAGGAGCUCGUCCGUGAUGGUUUACAGACUUCCGAACCCAUCAAGGUGAUCUCGCUAGUGAAGAAGGGUGCAGACCUUAGCUCGAUGAACUUCAUUUCGUUCAAAGUUGGCGUUCCAGUUGAACUUAAAGAUGCUGCUUUGGAUCCUGGCACUUGGCCAGAAGGAAUCGUGUUCAGGGAGUUUGAAGGUCAAUCAAAAAACACAGUUUGGCUUCCUCCAACUACGACGGUCUCUUCAGAUCAAGCGCUCAUCGAUACACCAGCCAGUACACCUUUCGGUACGCCAAUACCCGUCAUCACACCAGCCCCUUUGGAUUCGCCGAUGCCAGAAACCACUGCGUAA